This is a messenger RNA of Erythranthe guttata (spotted monkey flower), 1122 nucleotides long. Lineage: Eukaryota; Viridiplantae; Streptophyta; Magnoliopsida; Lamiales; Phrymaceae. The record is from RefSeq and is a predicted model, not a curated record.
AUGACUAUCACUCUCCACGAUGUCCAGAUGAUUCUAGGUGCCAAUGUGGAGGGACGGGUGGUCGCGCCUAGGUACGACGAGGUCAUCGAGCGGACAAACUGCGUGUAUUUGUUGUCCGAGGUAUUAAACCUCGAUUUUGAGGAGAUUGACGAGUCAUGGAAGCAUGGGGGCCCCACAUGGAGGAUGAUACAUGGACAUUUGUUGAUGCCCGACACGCCCAUGAGACGGCGAGUUCAGAUAUAUGUGGUGUUUCUCCUCGGAUCGAUUUUAUUCCCCGACAAGACAUAUGAUCGGGUGAAGUCGUGGUAUAUGCACGUGCUCGAGGAUUCAGUGCUUGAUGAGGUCGGCACGUAUUCAUGGGGUUCGGCAUGUUUGGCCAAUCUAUACAGGAAGCUGGGUAUAUGCAGUCGAGCACAGUCGAGGAGCUUGGCGGGUUGCACCACCCUUCUUCAGUGUUGGAUAUUCGAGUAUUUCCCGAGAUUCCAGCCGUCGGAGGAGAGCGAGCGGUACCUGGCUACUGUAUGGUCGGGAUAUACACGAGAGUAUCCUCGUACGUUGUAUCAUGGCACGAUCCAGUACAUGUGGGUCGUAGAACCGUAUAUGCCUGAUCGUUGCGUCCGACAGUUCGGGUGGGUUCAGGAUAUUCCGCGCGGCUUGAUUCCAUCGAUGGAGUCAUGUUCACGCGGUCUCAAAGGAGGUGCAUCGUACAAAGUCAACUACCCAUUUCCGAGUGGUAUGUGGGACAUAAUCCAGGCUCAUUCCAUUCGUGCCAACGUAUACAAGACGACACGACAACUGGAGGAAGUCGACGAACACUACAUGGAUUGGUACACAUAUUGGACUCAUCUGAAGAUCAACAACCCCGACGUAGGCCCAUAUCAACUGCAUCGAGAGAAUGUGAGGCCACCAGAUCAGCCCACUUAUUACCAGAUAGUACGUGCAUUGUACCCGAUCACCAGGACACUGGACAGGACUGGAUGCAGCAGUUUGCCGAUCUACGUGCCGACCUUGGAGAUAUCAUGCAGCCCGCCGCCCGAUAUAUUAGCAUCGACCAGGACAACGACGACGACGACGACGAUCAUGAGGUGCAGCCGCCGAGGAGAGCGAGGCGGUAGUUUAUAG